Pestalotiopsis fici W106-1 is the source of this 171-nucleotide messenger RNA. RefSeq lists its product as uncharacterized. Lineage: Eukaryota; Fungi; Ascomycota; Sordariomycetes; Amphisphaeriales; Sporocadaceae. The record is from RefSeq and is a predicted model, not a curated record. The transcript has a single exon. The coding region runs from base 1 to 171 and encodes 56 amino acids.
AUGCAGCUGCAGGAGACGAGGGUUCUCGCGCAGGGCCACGAGCGCCUGGGCCAGCGACAGGCGGUGGUACGCGAUCAAGGCGCCGACAAAGCCCACGCAGGAGCCCACCAGGAAGCCCGCCGAGCCCGAGCCCGUCAGGAGGCCGAGGGUCGCGGCGAGGGAGACGCCUAG